UUCCGGUUGUUGGUUCCUGCCGGCCCCUCCCCGACUGGGCCCUGCGCCCCCCUCCCCCCGCGGCCCCCGCCGCCGGGCCGCCGCCACUAUGAAGAAAUUCUUCCAGGAGAUCAAAGCCGACAUCAAGUUCAAGAGCGCGGGCCCCGGGCAGAAGCUCACGGAGUCGGUGGGGGAGAAGGCCCCCAAAGAAAAGCCCACCCAGGUAAGCCUCAGGCAACCUCGCCAGGGCCCCACCGAUGAGGCACAGAGGGCGGCUGCAGCGGCCCUGGCCAGGCUUGAGCAGAAGCAGCCCAGGGCCCGGGGGCCCACAUCGCAGGACGCCAUCCGGAACCAGGUGAGAAAGGAACUUCAAGCUGAAGCAACUGUCAGUGAGAGCCUGGAGGCCCCAGGGACUAAAAUGGUGCCUGAGCCCAAAGAGGAAGGCUCCACCCACCUAACAGUGCCUGGAGUGUACUUCACCUGCCCACUCACAGGUGCUACUCUGAGGAAAGACCAGCGGGAAGCCUGCGUCAAAGAGGCCAUUCUCUCGCACUUCUCCACUGACCCCGUGGCUGCCUCCAUCAUGAAGAUCCACACCUUCAACAAGGACCGGGACAGGGUGAAGCUGGGUGUGGACACCAUCGCCAAGUACCUGGACAAUAUCCACCUGCAUCCUGAGGAGGAGAAGUAUCGGAAGAUAAAGCUGCAGAACAAGGUGUUCCAGGAGCGCAUUAACUGUCUGGAAGGGGCUCAUGAGUUCUUCGAGGCCAUCGGCUUCCAGAAGGAAUUGCUUCCGGUUCCCAAUCAGGAGGACCCAGAAGAGUUUUACGUGUUGAGCAAGGCCGCCUUGGCCCAGCCACAGAGCCUGGAGAAGCACAAGGAGCAGCUGCUGAGUGCUGAGCCCGUGCGUGCCACCUUGGCCCGCCAGCUCCGGGUCUUCCGGCCCUCACCCCUGGCCUCCCAGUUUGACCUGCCAGGGGAUUUCUUCAACCUCAGCUCUGAGGAGAUCAAGCGCGAGCAGAGGCUGAGGUCUGAGGCUGUGGAGCGGCUGAGCGUACUGCGGACCAAGGCUAUGCGGGAGAAGGAGGAGCAGAGAGAGAUGCGCAAAUAUAGCUACACACUGCUCCGCGUGCGCUUCCCCGACGGGUGUCUCCUGCAGGGAACCUUCUAUGCCAGAGAAAGGGUGGCGGCUCUUUAUGGGUUUGUCCGGGAGGCCUUGCAGAAUGACUGGCUGCCCUUCGAGCUGCUGGCCUCUGGCGGGCAAAAGUUGUUGGAGGAUGAGAACCUACCCUUCAAUGAGUGUGGACUGGUGCCCUCAGCCCUCCUGACCUUCUCGUGGGAUGCGGCUGUGCUGGAGGACAUCAGGGCCGCAGGGGCCCAGCCGGACUCCGCCAUCCUGAAACCCGAGCUCCUGUCUGCCAUCGAGCAGCUCUCAUGAAAUAAAAGCAGGGUUGGCUUCCCCCUCACGGGUCUGUCUCAUGCUCUUCUCAUCCACCACUGCCCCCACCCUGACCACUCCAGGCCCUCCCUGAGGGCAGGGCACUGGUGGGUGCAGACACGUGCCCGUGAUUGUGGCCCACUGAGGGCCCUUGGGGCAGCUGCCUUGCUGUCUGCAGGAGUACUGGAUCUCAGCCUUGUCCAACUGCUCUGUACCAGUUGAUCAGAAGCCUGGGCACCACGAGUGUGGGCGCCUCGCUGGGCAGGAGAGCUGGCUGCGGCUGGGGCCAGUCCUCAGGAGCUGUGGCCCCAGUGGCCCUGAGGCUGCCUUGGGGGGCUGCUGGUGACCGAUCCAAGAGAGGCGCUGGGACUAGCAGGACACAGUUGUGUAAUGACUUAAUUAUGAACCCAAAUAAAUAGAACGUUUGCCUAGUCUCUAGUGGUUAAUUCAAGGUGUG
Talpa occidentalis (Iberian mole) is the source of this 1874-nucleotide messenger RNA. It is a transcript of the gene UBXN6, whose product is annotated as UBX domain protein 6. Gene Ontology annotation, molecular function: protein binding. The record is from RefSeq and is a predicted model, not a curated record. The transcript is spliced from 11 exons. Bases 89 to 1417 code for a protein of 442 amino acids. NCBI's taxonomy places the organism in Eukaryota, Metazoa, Chordata, Mammalia, Eulipotyphla, Talpidae. Gene Ontology annotation, cellular component: cytoplasm.